Molecule: messenger RNA, 3230 nt
Organism: Megalops cyprinoides (Indo-Pacific tarpon)
Lineage: Eukaryota; Metazoa; Chordata; Actinopteri; Elopiformes; Megalopidae
Gene: fgfrl1b
Product: fibroblast growth factor receptor like 1b
Exons: 7
Coding region: 344-1789 (481 amino acids)
Cellular component (GO): plasma membrane
Molecular function (GO): fibroblast growth factor receptor activity; fibroblast growth factor binding
Source: RefSeq, a predicted model, not a curated record
GUGAGGUUGUUCCGAUUUUGUAGUAGAGGCGAGAGGAACGUUUCCGCAGGCAAUUUCUCAUUGACCGCAACACUUAACUUACCUAUUUCUUAGAGUCCAGUAUUAGGUUAGAGAAUCAAAGUUCGUAGUUACGUGUAAAAAGAUCAUUGUCGUGGAGGAAAUGUAUCUCCAAGUAAGCAGCGAAUAUUUAGAUAUUGUUUAACACUUUUUCAUGAUUUCAUCGAGAGGAAUUAUUUAUAUGCUAUUAGAUCUUCACUAAAAUCAUUGUCGAGACUUGGUAUAGGCACAGACCGCUGUGCAAUAGCACAUUCACUAGUACAACUCCGGAAAGAUAUUUCAUAUAAUGGGGAUUCUAAGUGUACCUAUCGCGAUGCUGAUUCUGGUGUUAUCAACUGAGGCGAGAGAUCCCCCCCGGAUAAGCCGGCCGGUGGAGGAACGGCAGACGGUGAAGCUGGGUCGGACGGUGCGUCUGUCCUGCCCCGUGGAGGGCGACCCACCGCCCCUGGUGCUGUGGGUGAAGGACGGCCGAAACGUGAACCCGGGCUGGAGCCGCUACAGGGUGCUGAAGCAGGGCCUGAAGAUCAAAGAGGUGGAGAUGGAGGACGCGGGCGUCUACGUCUGCCGCGGCACCAACGGCUUUGGCAGUGUCUCCAUCAACUACACCCUGAUCGUCAUCAAUGACUCAGCUGUGACCCAGAGCAAGCCUCCCCCCGCGGAGCCCAAUGCGGAUCUGACCCAGCAGAACCCUUCCGGACAGCCCUGGGUGAAGCCACGGUUCAGCCAGCCCACCAAGAUGCGCCGGAGGGUCCUAGAGCAGCCUGUUGGCAGCUCGGUGAGGCUCAAGUGCCUGGCCAGCGGCAGUCCAUUACCCGUAAUCACCUGGUGGAAGGACCAGACCCGCCUGCCGCCCCCACGCCAGGGUAAACGCCCGCAGUGGACCCUCACCCUCAAGAACCUGCAGCCCCAGGACAGUGCCAAAUACACCUGCCACGUCUCCAAUCCUGCCGGGCACAUCAACGCCACGUACAAGGUGGACGUCAUUGAGCGCACCAACUCUAAGCCUAUCUUGACGGGCACCCACCCGGUCAACACCACGGUGGAGUUUGGCGGGACUACCUCCUUCCAGUGCAAGGUGCACAGCGACGUCAAGCCAGUCAUACAGUGGCUCAAGAGGGUCGACCCAGGCACCGAGGGGCGAUACAACUCAACCCUGGAGGUGGGCGGUCAGCAUUUCGUGGUGCUGCCCACGGGGGACGUGUGGUCGCGGCCCGACGGUUCUUACCUCAACAAGCUGGCCAUCGUCAAGGCCCAGGAUGAGGAUGCUGGAAUGUAUAUCUGCCUGGGGGCCAACACCAUGGGCUACAGCUUCCGCAGUGCCUAUCUCACUGUGCUGCCAGACCCUGAUGUGGAGAAGACGGUGACACCUCCCCACCUGAGCUCUGGACUGCCCUGGCCCCUGAUCAUAGGCAUCCCAGCUGCUGCCCUCCUUAUCGUUGGCACCAUCGUACUCUGGCUGUGUCACAGUCGUCGCCGGCACAGCGCCCUGCCCGCCCGCGCCCUACCUCCCUGGGAACACCAUGCCCCCAACAAGGACAUUACCAACCCCAGCAGCGCCACUCCUGAUUUCCCUAGCCAAAGACUGAUGGGCAUGGGACCCCCUGCCCUGAAUGGCCCACAAAAGAUCUACUCCAAGGUUUACACGGAUGUGCACACUCACACACACACGCACUCCCAUGCACACAUGGAUGGCAAGGUCCACCAGCACCAGCACUUCCACUACCAGUGCUAACCAGCACCCUGCGGCCUUGUCUUUGAGCCACUGCUGCUCCCCUGACUCUUAAAUGGACUCUUAACAAGGGGCAAUCAUGGGAAUUGUUUUUAGCUGAUGUAAACUACAAUACCCAUAAUACCACAGGGGUAAAAGGUUACCCUGAGCAGUGUUGACACACCACAGCAAUGACUGACACAGCUCUGGGGUCACACUCCGGGACAGAUUUGGACAGUAUUACUGAGGUGCCCACUACCUGCUUUAGUGGGUAGUGACAAAGUGCUUUGAAAAGACUCAGGUUUGGGGAUGAAUUCUCACAUGUAUUUGCUAGUAAGUCAUGUCAAUGUUUUUGGUCACCUGAGACAACCUACAAGAAUGAACGGGGUGUUAUAAGGGAUUAAACUGUAUGGGACAACACCACCCCUCCCCCUCCCAAAUAUUAGUAUAAUUAAAAUGUACAUAUAUGUCUUUAAGUAUAAAACCUGUUUGUGUGGCCAAAGCAGAUAGUAAUAUAAGAAAUACCAUAUAAGCUUUUCUAAACUGGAAGCUUCAACUGUGACAAAUCUGCUGAACUCUACCAGCAAUAUUGUUUACAAUGUGUUGUCCUUGUCUUGUAUAGUGGUACAUUAGCAACACAAACUGUGGUGCUUGUUUUUUUUUAAUUAAGGAUAAUAUUAUUUCAUGAAGAGACUAUGCAAUGAUUGCAAGAUUUGUCAGGGAAAAUGGAUGAGUGAGUGAAUUGGUAAAGUGAUAAGGGCAUUUUUAUUCAUGUCCACAGACUUUCUGUUCUAUGUAUCCAGUUCUGUUUGAUAAAAGCAGUAUUACCAAAUAUGUGUAUCCCCUAUGUGACAAAAUGCCAUGUUCUUAUAUAAAAAAGGUAGAAAACAUGUACAACUUGCAUAUGUUUCGAGGUGUGUAUUUUUUAAUAUUUAGGACAUGUAUUGUAUUUUUGUAUCUGUUGCUUCAGUAGCAAUGUGUUAUCUGAUUUUCCAGAAAGUGGGCUGUUGGACAUAAGGGGUUUUUUAUUAUUGUUAUUUUAUGUAAAAACUAUCCCAGAUCAAAUUAAAUUUACAGUCCUUGAGGACAACCAAGUGAUAUAUAAGUGAUUUACAUUGAUUAAAUAAGCAACACUAAAUAUUAUUCAUUUUCUUAGUGGACACUAAUGUAGGGAAAAUUACUAUGUUACAAAUUACAAUUACAGAUUGCAAAUCUUACAGCUGCACAUCAUACACAUUUUGUAACACAUUAUAUUUGUAUGCUGUUUUCUGUUUGUUUUACUGGAGUAAUUAAGGUAAAGUAUCUUACUCAAGGGUGCAACGGCAACGCCUCAUCCAGAAUAUCCGGGAUUCAAUCCCAGCACCUGCAGAUCUGGUAAAUAAGAGAGUAUAAGACCAUGUACUCUUGAUUGUUGUCUUACAAAUGGUUCAUGGACAUGCACAGACCCAAAAAGAAACAUUGCAUG